GUCACAGUGCGGCGCGCCCAGCACCUGCACAGAGCGAGCAUCCAUCCUGCACGAGGACUUACAAAGGCAGUCAGAUGAAGCUUAGUGCUCGUGUUGUAUUAUUUAACUUUCAUUUAAAUGUGCUGCCGGAUUCUGGAUUUUAUUAGACAAUCCUCGGACUGAAAUUGAUUACAAGGAAUCUGGAUUAUUCCCGGUCAUAGCGGCGGCGCUUACCGGAUGAUUGCACUGCCUUUUAUUGUGGUGUGAACUGUUCCUGGAAUAAUCUAUUGCAGAAAGGAGAGGUGCAGGUAUUAGACAUUGUGUUAAAGUAAAUCAUGCUCGCGUGCCGCACGACGCCCCUCUCUCACCGGGGGUUGCCCCGCCGUCUGAGCUUUCCCCGUGUCGUGUAGACCAAGGAGCCGGUGAACAAAAAAAAGUGCAUAGUGCUCUCACUGCAAGACAUAAAUCACCGAAACGUGUUAAGUAAGGUCGAAAUGGCUCUGAACAGAAGCAUCGAGCUGGAGCACUUUGAUGAACGGGACAAGGUUCGGCGCACGACCCGCGCCACCGGCUCCGGUUCUCAGUCCGGGUCCCGGGCGAGCAGCCUGGUUCCCAGCCCCGCGCAGAGCGCCAACUGCAGCUUCUACCGGACCCGCACACUCCGCGCGCUCAGCUCCGAGAAGCGUGCGCGCAAGGUGCGCUUUUACCGCAACGGGGACCGCUACUUUAAGGGGCUGGUAUACGCCGUGUCCAACGACCGCUUUCGGUCUCUGGACGCGCUGCUGGCUGAGCUGACGCGCGCGCUUACCGACAACCUGCACCUGCCGCAGGGCGUCCGCACCAUCUACACGGCGGACGGCAACAAGAGGGUGACGAGCUUAGACGAGCUGGUGGAAGGUGAGUGCUACGUUUGUGCAUCUAAUGAACCCUACAGGAAAGUGGACUACACUAAGAAUGUGAACCCUAACUGGGGCUCUCGGCUGGCGGGGACUGGCGCGGUGGCCGGGGCCUGCCGUCAGGGUUCACUCGGGGGCCAGCGGGGACUGGGGGAAGGCAAAGAGAGCAAAGACUUUAUCAAACCUAAGCUGGUGACGGUGAUCCGGAGCGGAGCGAAGCCUCGCAAGGCUGUCAGAGUGCUGCUGAAUAAAAAGACGGCUCACUCUUUCGAGCAGGUGCUGGCUGACAUCACAGAGGCCAUUAAACUCGACUCUGGAGCCGUGAAGAAGCUGUACACGCUAGACGGGAAGCAGCUGACGAACCUGCAAGACUUUUUUGGUGAUGAUGACGUGUUUAUCGCAUGCGGUCUUGAGAAGUUCCGCUACGCUCAGGACGACGCUGCGAUCGGACAUGCAGGGAAAGCCUCGGCCGCUGCGUUCGUUAACGAGUGUAAGAUGAAAUCAUCCAAGUCUUCAGCUCCUAUGAAGUCCCCUAGAAGCUCUGGCAUUUUCAGGUCAAAAUCACCUGUCACCGAGGAUUCAAGGAGUCAGAGCCCGACUGCCAGGUCGCCGAAAUCCCCGAUCAGCCCAGCAAGUCCACGCAGCCAGAAGAUCUCUUCCCGUCAUGUGUCUCCUUCCCCUCCUCCCUCUGGAGAACUGAAUGGAGAAGAGGACUUGAGCCCAGAAGUAAAUGGAAAUAAGCCGCAGUCCUCCAUCAUCACCGAUAAAUACGAAGUGGGGAAAGUCAUCGGAGACGGAAACUUCGCGGUGGUCAAAGAGUGUGUGGAGCGGGCCAGUGGGCAGGAGUAUGCUCUGAAGAUCAUAGACAAAGCCAAAUGCAGUGGGAAGGAACAUCUGAUAGCCAACGAGGUGGCGAUAUUACGCCGGGUUCGGCACCCCAGCAUCAUCCUGUUGAUUGAGGAAGUGGACACGCCAACAGAGCUCUACUUGGUCAUGGAGCUUGUUAAAGGCGGAGAUUUGUUUGAUGCCAUCACCUCUUCAACAAAGUACACAGAAAGAGACGCCAGUGCCAUGGUGUACAACCUGACUGGAGCUCUCAAAUACCUGCAUCGCAUGAGCAUAGUGCACAGAGAUAUUAAACCAGAGAAUUUACUGGUGUGUGAAUAUCCUGAUGGAACCAAGUCUCUGAAGUUGGGGGAUUUUGGUCUGGCCACUGUAGUGGAGGGGCCACUUUAUACCGUGUGUGGAACACCCACUUACGUCGCACCUGAGAUUAUUGCAGAAACAGGGUACGGUUUAAAGGUGGAUAUCUGGGCAGCUGGUGUGAUUACAUACAUCCUCCUGUGUGGUUUUCCUCCAUUCCGGAGUGAGAGGAACCAGCAGGAGGAGCUGUUUGAGCAGAUCCUACGGGGUCGCCUGGAGUUUCCCUCCCCCUACUGGGACAAUAUCAGUGCCAUCGCAAAGGACCUGAUUGGUAAAAUGCUGCAGGUGAAUGUGAGUGCACGCUACACAGCAGAGGAGGUUUUGUCACACCCAUGGGUCCUGGAUGAUACCAUGCUGGAGAACAACAUGAUGUGUGAGACAUUAGGUGCAGUCAAAACUGAACAUACACCUGGCGGCACUGCGACAGAAACACAAUUAUGUGAGCUGCAAGGCAACGAGCAAAGCUGAAGGUAAACAACAAGAGGACCAGCAAAAGAGAAGCUCACUGUUUACCUGCUCAAUCAACAAAAACCUAAAGGAAAACUUUACCCAGAAAUGCGAACAUGGCUGACAGGAUGCUUAGUAGAGAUAAGAACAGUGCUACUAGCUUCGGAUUCAGAGUCCUUCAGAGUCGAGUUAAACGCGUGUAACAUAAUACAGAAAUUAAGACCACUUAGUCUUAUUUACAAAACACACACACAAAAAAACACUAUUUCCUUUAGGGGCUUGUUGAACAUCCCCGACUAAAGGAAAUUCUGCCAAAGUCAGAGGUUUGACCUACAUGGGGCUGUAACUUGGUGGGAAAAAUCCGACUUAAGUGUGUCUGUAACCCAACUCUGAAUACAAGGAACGUUCCCUCUCACUGACUGGCUCAAUGUGAGCAUUUCUGGGUGAAGUACAUGUUUAGAGCUUGAUGCUAGACUGCAAAGUCCACUGAGCUGUUAUUAAUUACACCAGACCAGCAAGACCUCUCUUUCUCCCUGUCUCUCUCUCCCUCGUUCUCUCUCUCGUACUUCUGACCCUGUCUCAUUUGAUCUUCAUCUCAGCUGAACAAAUGCCUUCCUCCCAACCGUUAUGACCUUUUUUUUUUCUUUGUUAGAAGAGGUGAAUCAUUAAAGGACUUCAACAAACUGCACAACAACAAUAUGGCAAAAACUGACACAAGACCAGACCCUGUAUUCUCCAAGCUCAUGCCUAUGACGGGACCUGGUGCGUGAUCGCUUGCAGAUUCUCCAAACAAACCAGCAACCUCGUUUCUACUCCGCUGUGCCAUUCUUUUCCAAGCGCUCUCUUUUUCUGUAUAUACAGUGUCUUGAUGUGAAAAACCAUUGAUCCGAGUCAGUAGAUUAAUCCAUGUCAGUAUACUUAGAGCUAGGGCUGGACGAUAUGACGAUAGAAUAUUGAUGGUUCAUAAAUGAUAAAUUGCAUCGUGAUACAUGAUCUUUCUUUGAUAUCCCUUUUCUAUUUAUAAUUUAUUUUUUAAUUUUUACAUUGGAGGCAGAAUAUUUUGUUCUGAAUUUUUUAAAUUGUAACAUUUUUAAUUUUAUUUAUUUCAAAUGUUUUUCUAUUAAUAUAUAUUUGGUAUUUUAAAUACUUUUGACACCAAAGUAUCAUCGAAAAUCGUCAUAUCGUCCACCCCGUAGAAGCGUAGAAGUUUCAGCAUCUACUAGACAUAUCGUUUCCUACGUAAACUGCAUCCGAUGGCAUGUGCACUAGAAGGGAAGGAAGGAAGGAAAGAAGCGUCUGAACGUCGUGUCAUUCAGCAACCUGAUUUCAAGAAGUGAGCAAUUUUGUUUUAUGCCCAAAUACGUGUGGCAUCCAACGGAUAAAGGGAAGUGAUUCGCAGUAUUUGUGUGUGUGUGCGUGUGUGUGUGUGUCCGUCCAGGAAUGACGCCUUGUAGUCUUUUUCAAAAACGUAGUAAUCCAUUUUUUUUCAUCUCAAAGAAAAAAAUGGGAAUAUGAUCGACAUGGAAUGAUUGUCAUACGUGGAAUAGUAUAAACUUUUGUACAAGUGUUUCAUGUCUACGCUGUAGGAUCAGUUCUCUCAUGUUUUAC
Messenger RNA from Tachysurus vachellii, 4133 nucleotides. RefSeq names its product serine/threonine-protein kinase DCLK2. Gene Ontology annotation, molecular function: protein kinase activity; ATP binding. Bases 474 to 2546 code for a protein of 690 amino acids. The record is from RefSeq and is a predicted model, not a curated record. The transcript has 16 exons. Gene Ontology annotation, biological process: protein phosphorylation; intracellular signal transduction. Lineage: Eukaryota; Metazoa; Chordata; Actinopteri; Siluriformes; Bagridae. Gene Ontology annotation, cellular component: microtubule cytoskeleton.